ACCACCCCUUUCGGACAGCUCCAGAGAUUCAGCCGUCUGGCGCACGGUUCUCGUUCAGUUUCUCUUCCCGCCCCCUAAGAUCAAAUCCGAGAAUCGAAACUCCGCUGAGAGCCAUGCAGCAGGAGCCUGCACCCGCCCGAUCUUCGGGAUCCCAGCAGGACUCCGCACCGCCCCAAGCGCUCACCAUGCCUCCCCCGGAGUCCCUCUCCGAAGACCACCAGUCCAGCCCCGGCCACAGCCCCACAGAGCAAGCUACGGAGGAGGAGUUCCAGUUCCUGCGCUGCCAGCACUGCCGUGCAGAAGCCAAGUGCCCUAAGCUGCUGCCUUGUCUGCACACGCUGUGCUCAGGAUGCCUGGAGGUGCCCCGCAUGCGGUGCCCUAUCUGCCAGGCGCCCCCGCCCACAGGAGCUGACGCGCCUAUCUGCCAGGCACCCCAGCCCGCAGGCGCUGACGCGCAGGCUCUGGAUAACGUCUUCUUCGAAAGUCUGCAGCGGCGCUUGUCGGUAUACCGGCAGAUCGCUAACUCGCAGGCGGUUUGCACUCGCUGCCAAGAGCUGGCCGACUUCUGGUGCUUCGAGUGCGAGCAGCUCCUCUGUGCAAAGUGCUUCGAGGCGCACCAGUGGUUCCUCAAGCACGAGGCCCGGCCCCUGGCAGAGCUCCGCAACCAGUCGGUGUGCGAGUUCCUGGACGGCACGCGCAAGUCCAACAACAUCUUCUGCUCCAACCCCAACCACCGUACCCCUAUGCUGACCAGCAUCUACUGCCGAGGCUGCUCCAAGCCACUGUGCUGCACGUGCGCGCUUCUGGAUAAUGGCCACAGUGACAAGUGCGACAUCAGCGAGGAGAUCCAGAAGCGACAGGAGGAGCUGGACACCAUGACGCAGGCGCUACAGGAGCAGGACCGCACCUUCAGUGCGGCGCAGGCGCAGAUGAACUCCGCCGGCAGCCAGCUGGCGCGCGUGCGCACAGACAUGGAGGAACUGAUCCGCGAGCGUGUGCGUCACGCAGUAGAGCGCGUGCGGGAGCAGGAGCGCUUGCUGCUGGAGGCGGUAAAGACCCGGUACCAGAGCGACUCCCAGGAGAUCCGGGACCAGUUGGGCCACCUGGAGUCUGUGCUGCAGCGCAUCCGCAUCGGCAGCACUCUGGUGCAGAGAAUGAAGCGCUUCGCCUCAGACCAGGAGGUGCUGGACAUGCACGACUUCCUGCGGGAGGCGCUCAGCCGCCUGCACCAGGAGAAACCCCAAGACCUGCAAGCUGCCGUGCGCACCGAUGGCUUCGAGGAAUUCAGGGUGCGCCUGCAGGACCUCGUCUCUAGUAUCACCCAGGGGACAGAUGCAGGUCCACUGAGGAGAUCCAUCCCAGAGGCUGCCAGCAGUCCCAGGGACCCUCCUGCCGUUGACCUGCCAGAGAGGGCACAGAUGGCUCAGCCACAGACCCCGAGGCUGGCUGAGACUCAGCCUGUGGCCGUGGUACAGUCAGUGCCUGGGGCACACCCUAUGCCGAUGUACGCUUACUCCAUCAAAGACCCCUCCCACAGAGAGGAGUUCUCCAACACAACCACAACACAAAAGAGGAAGUCCUGCCAGACCGAGAGCCCAAGGAAGAUGAUCAAGAUGGAGACUGAGGAGGAGAAGGAGGCCAGGUUGGCCCAGAGCUCCCCUGAGCAGCCCAGGCCCAGCACCUCCAAGGCAGUCUCGCCACCCCACCUGGACGAGCCCACCAGCCCCAAGACCCCCACUGUAGGAAAUGAGGCCGUACUGCUCAACAGCAGCCAUACAGCCGGCGACUCUGGGGAGGCAGAGGAGCGCGUUGUGGUGAUCAGCAGCUCAGAAGACUCAGAUGUGGAAAAUUCGUCCUUCCGAGAGUUGGAUGACAACAGCAGCGAGUCCAGUGACCUUCAGCUGGAGGGCUCCAACUCCCUCAGGGUCCUGGACGACAGCCUCGCCAACUCCCAAGCGGAAAACAGGCCCUUGGUUUUCUUUGACCUCAAGAUUGACAAUGAAACCCAGAAGAUUAGCCAGCUGGCUGCCGUGAACCAGGAAAGCAAGUUCCGUGUGCUCAUCCAACCGGAGGCCUUCAACGUCUACUCCAAGGCUGUGUCCCUGGAGGUGGGGCUGCAGCAUUUCCUUCGCUUCCUGAACUCCAUGUGCCACCCCAUCUUGGCUUGCUAUAAGCUGUGGGGGCCCAGUCUCCCCAGCUUCUUCCGGGCUCUGGAGGACAUGAACAGGCUGUGGGAGUUCAAGGAGGCCAUCUCAGGCUUCCUGGCCAUCCUGCCCCUCAUCCAGGAGCGUGUGCCUCAGGCCAGCAGCUUCAAACUCAGAAGUCUGGCCCAGACCUACCUGGCGAGGAACAUGAGCGAGCGCAGUGCCCUGGCCGCCGUGCUGACCAUGCGUGACCUGUGCCGCCUCCUCGAGGUCUCCCCGGGCCAGGAGCUGGCCCAGCACGUCUAUUCCUUCAGCAACCUGCAGUGCUUCACAUCCCUGCAGCCCCUGGUGCAGGCGGCCGUCCUGCCCCGGGCCUCAGCCCGCCUCUUGGCCCUCCACAAUGUGACCUACACGGAGCUGCUGACUGCACACCGCUGGGACCCACAGAGGGGCUUGAAGAAGUAUAGCCGCUACCUGCAGUCCACCACAUCACCCUCUGCCCAGUCUGCUCUCAACCUGCAGGCCCUAAGCACCUACUUCAAAGACCUGUUAGAGAGGCCGGCCUUGGCACAGGCAGAAGGCACUUCUACCCCUCUUGCUGGCCACAGCUUGGCCUAAAGGGCCUCCCAGCAGAGCUGAAAGGAGGGGAUGACUAGGUUGGGAUCUCUGGGGGCAGAGAGGGAUGGGGUCCCUGAGCUAGGCCCCGCCUGUCACAGUGUUCCCAGUUCCUGGUCCCUAGUACUCAGCUGGCAUUUGGUUCAGAAUCAGUUCUCCUCUGGGACCAAAUUCCUCUUCUCUAAAAACCCUACAGAGAAUGUUCCAAGGCCAAGCAGCUACCCGCCCCUCCUGAGGCCACCAGAUACCCCAUGCAGGCCCUGGUAGCACCAGGCCCCUGGCCCUCCCCUUUCAGGAGCCAGAACCAAGAAGGUUUUGGGUGAUAAAGGUAUGGCCUCUGGGCUCUCUAACCUCCAUCUUGCCCCAGCCACUUGACUUGCCACUUCCAUGAGCAUCCUUGCACCUCCUCCCUGACCCCCAGGCACUGCCUGGGGGACCUGCUGACAGCUCCCAUGGACACUGCCUACAACACCAGUGGCCCAAGGGUACCCAAAGUGCCUUUUAAACCAAACUGUCCCUAAUGCGCUUGAAUUCUCCCAGCCUCUGCCUGCCUGAAGGCUGGCUCUCUGUUCACUUCUCUCUGGAGCAUUUUCAUCCCCAGAGGUCUUCAUAUCUGCAGAGACACAAGCUGCUGUGUCAUGCCUGUCCCCACUCACAAAGUCUGACCCUCCACGCUUGCUUCCUUCCUCCUGGCCAUACAAACGCCCCCCCUCCCCCUCUUCGCGGAGGCUCUCAGCAUGGCCCUUCACUCUGUCUGCACUGCCCGCCUCAGCCCUCCCUAGGAAUGUCCUGUAACCCAGCACUGUUCUCUGUAGUCCAGGGACCCGCACAAUGGCUUCUCCUGACGGCUCUAUCCCUGCCCUCUGGGAUUGGCCUCUCGGGGGUGGGGCCCAGCAAGCUGUUUAUUUUAGCAAGUUCUUCAGAUGGGUCUGGUGCCUGCUAAGUUCCAGAACCAUUGCUAUGUAGAUAGAUCUUCAAAGGAGAAGCAAUGUGAAGCAUCAAAGAGAGCCCUGGCUCAGCCCCGACUGUAUGCAUUGGAUGUGACAUAGGAAAAGGGUCCCUCCAGAGCCACCAUAUCCCCACCUCUAAAAUGGGCUGGUUGGCCCCAAUGUCUCAGAGUCCAGUUCAACUCUGCCAUUCUGGGGUUUUAGGGAUGGAAAGCAGGCCACUGAGGCAGUGGGCAAGACGGUUUCAUUCUUGAACCCUAACUCCCAGCCCUGAGCUAAGGUCCCCAACCUUGUGAUCACCCCAGAGGUCAGCAGCAGAACACAGGUAGGUCAGGGCCAUCUGUGACUAGCAGAACCACUGUCCCUUUCCCCCCUCCCAUCCCUCUUCCUUGGCUCCCUGUUACUGGGACACAUCCCAGACCCCCAUCCUCUAUGGCCUCAGCUUUCACAGGGAUGAAGUGUGUGUGUACACACGUCAGCCCCCACGCAGUGGGUACCUUGAAGACCCACUAAGGGAUUACAUAGGAUCUCGCUACCGUGGUGGUAGUGCUGGCUCUAACAGCGAGCUCCGAUGCAUUUAAAAUAGGAUACUGAUUUAAAGCAGGUGCUGACUCUGAACUUGGUGAGCACAGACUGAUGGGGAGAGGGGAGGCGAGGGGCAGGGGCCCCAGCCUUGGCAGCUGCCAGGAAGCCUCACCCUGGCCUGAGCAAUACCCACGGAUUUCCAGCCACACAAUGCUUGCUAUCUUCCGAUGCAGUUGAUGUUUGGCUUUAUAACAAGGGCUGUUCUACCUUCUUUCCACUUUCGCAACCUUUAAUAAAGACGUGACUCUAAAGCCUGG
Molecule: messenger RNA, 4548 nt
Organism: Hipposideros armiger (great roundleaf bat)
Lineage: Eukaryota; Metazoa; Chordata; Mammalia; Chiroptera; Hipposideridae
Gene: PML
Product: PML nuclear body scaffold
Exons: 9
Coding region: 114-2762 (882 amino acids)
Biological process (GO): suppression of viral release by host; intrinsic apoptotic signaling pathway in response to DNA damage; innate immune response
Cellular component (GO): nucleoplasm; PML body
Molecular function (GO): zinc ion binding
Source: RefSeq, a predicted model, not a curated record